AUGUACUCUGCAGGCUUGGAGAUCCUCGGGAUGAUCCUGGCUGUGGCUGGCUGGCUGGGGGUAAUGGUGGCCUGCGGCCUGCCCAUGUGGCGGGUGGCUGCAUACAUCGGUCAGAACAUUGUCAUCUCCCAGGUGAUCUGGGAAGGCUUGUGGAUGAACUGUUCGGUGCAGAGCACGGGCCAGAUGCACUGCAAGGUGCACGACUCCAUGCUGGGGCUGCCAGUGGACCUGCAAGCAGCCCGUGCUUUGGUCAUUGUCUCCAUGGUACUGUGCAUUGUGGGCAUCGGCCUGUCAGUGGCCGGUGCUAAGUGCACCAACUGUAGCCGGGAUGUGAGCAGUAAACCGCGGCUCAUGGUGGCUGCUGGAGUAACCUUUGUGGCGGCUGGACUGCUGCUGCUGGUGGCUGUGUCUUGGACGGCGCACGCCAUCGUCCUAGGCUUCUAUGACCCAAUGCUGGAGGAGACAGGGAAGAGGGAGUUUGGUAAUGCUCUGUACUUUGGCUGGGCUGCCUCCUGUCUGCUCAUCCUAGGGGGAGCCCUCCUCUGCUGCUCAUGCCCACCCAUAGCAGCUACAGUGCAGAGUGGCGGUAGCUCCAUGCCUCCCCGGGUGAACUACUCACCUGUCAAAACCAUGACAGUUAAUGGAUACACUAGAAGAGACUAUGUGUGA
This is a messenger RNA of Chelmon rostratus (copperband butterflyfish), 669 nucleotides long. Its product is annotated as claudin-4. NCBI's taxonomy places the organism in Eukaryota, Metazoa, Chordata, Actinopteri, Chaetodontiformes, Chaetodontidae. Gene Ontology annotation, molecular function: structural molecule activity. Gene Ontology annotation, biological process: bicellular tight junction assembly; cell adhesion. Gene Ontology annotation, cellular component: bicellular tight junction; plasma membrane. The transcript has a single exon. Bases 1 to 669 code for a protein of 222 amino acids. The record is from RefSeq and is a predicted model, not a curated record.